UUUGAACGUUCGGGAAAAUUAAAUGAAGCUAUAUCAGAUGCUCAACGAUUAAUAUCUAUUUCAUCAAAAGGCGGAUCUACAGAUGAACAAACAUAUAAUCUUUUACGAAAAUUACGUGAAAGUGCACAGAGCAAAAUUUCACAACAAACACAAUUAAAUAGUCAAAUACAACAAAUGUUUGAAACUAUUAUUUCUAAAUCAAAUCAACAAGAAACUGCAUUAAAUAACCUUCUUGUUAUAUCACGUGAUACUCCUGGUGCAGAAGCAAUUCUUAAUUAUGAUGCUGAUCUAAAACAUCUUAAGGAGUUUAUUCAACGAGAUGAUCGGAUAUGUGUUCUUGGUACAUUGAGAAUAUUGGCUGCAAUUGUUAAAAAUUCAUAUAAACGAGCUGAAACAAUUUAUAAUAAACUUGGUUUGAAACCAAUUGCUCGUUGUUUUGCAAUGAAUGAUGCAGAAAUACCAACAAGUGCAUCUAUAUUGGUUAGUAACAUGAUUAUGUCACUAUGUGAUCUUGAAAAUCGACGAAAAGUUCGUAAACCUGCCAAUGUUGCAUAUAAUUUUGAUCCAUAUGUACUUGAAUUUAUUAAUGAAACAUUUCGUAUGUUACUUGAUUUAAUUGAUGAUAAAACAUGUUCAGGUAUUGGACGUGAUUGUUGUCUUGAUCUGAUUGUUAAAUUUGUUGAUCGAACAAAUGGUUGUAAUUGGACAAGCAAAUUUAUUCUAUCAGGUGUACCAAAAGUAUUACGAGUAGCAGCAACAGUACCAAAUUUACCUGGUACUGAAAAACAACAAUAUCCAUUAACAGAACAAACAAAAAUGCAUAUAUCAUGUGUAUUAAGUAUUGUUUAUCAUGAUUUAAUAUCGGAUAGAGAACGUGAAAACUUUAAUAAUGAAUGUAUGGAAUUUACUAAAGCAUUACAUGAACGAGAUGAUGUUCAAUCACGUGUACGAACAAUAGCUACUUUAGCUGUUUUAUUACAAGGUCCUUUUGAUACGGGUAAUGCUAUCUUAGGUAGUCAAAAUUUAGUAGAUCUUAUGAUACAAAUGGCUGGUUCAGGUGAUCCAGUGCAAGAACGUAUUGCAGUUGAAGCAAUUGUUUUAUCGGCUUCAAAAAAAGAUAAAGCUGCUGGUAUUAUAUCAUUAGGUGCAGAAAUUCUUAAAGAUCUUUAUCAAUCAGCUAAUGAACAAAUAAAAGUUAUUGCACUUGUGGGUCUAUCAAAAAUUGCAUCAAGUAAAGGUACAGAUACAAGUGCAAAUCUUGUUACGGAAGGUUCAUGUCAAACACUCGCUCGAGCAUGUUGCAAAUUUUUAACUACAAGUGGACAAUUUGAAAUUCGUCGUUGGGCAGCUGAUGGUCUUGCUUAUUUAACUUUAGAUGCUGAUGUUAAAGAAGAACUUGUUGAUAAUAUUCCAGCAUUAAAAUCUCUUUUUAAUCUAUGUCAAUGUGAUGAUGCACAUGUUUUAUAUUCAAUAACAACAAUAUUUGUUAAUUUAACAAAUACAUAUGAUACACGAAAACCAGAAAAAGAAAUGGCUGAAUUAGCUACAUAUGCUAAACAACAUAUACCUAAAGAACAUCCUAAAGAUGAUACAGAAUUUGUUGAAGAACGUCGUCGAAAAUUAGUUGAAGCUGGAAUAAUACCUGUUUUAGUACAAUUAUGUAAACAUAAAAGUGAAAAUUGUCGAGAACAAGUAGCACGAGUUUUUCUUGGUCUUUGUGAAAAUGAAAAAUAUCGAGGACCUGUUGUUGCUGCUGGUGGAGCAAAAUCUUUACUUCCACUUACUUUGGAUGGUACACCUGUUGGUAAAACGAAAGCAGCUCAAGCAUUAGCUAAAAUAGCAAUUACAACUAAUCCAGAAAUUGCUUUUCCUGGUCAACGUAUUCUUGAACUUGUUCGACCAGUUCUUCAACUUCUUAAAGUCGAAAAUACAGGAUUAGAAAAUUUCGAAGCAUUAAUGGCUUUAACUAAUUUAGCUGGUGCUGGUGAAAGUGUUCGAAAACGUAUUUUAAAAGAAGGUGGAUUUACAAAUAUUGAACAUUAUAUGUAUGAAGAACAUAAAAUGCUUCGACGUGCAGCUACAGAGUGUAUCUGUAAUUUAGUUGCACAAGAAGAAGUGAUUAAAUAUUUUACUGAUGAAAAUGAUCGAAUUAAACUAUUAGUUUUAUUAUGUGGAGAAGAAGAUGAUUUAUUAAUAAAAGCAGCUUUAGGAACAUUAGCAACUUUAUCAUCAUUACAAAUUGAUCUUGAAGAUUAUAAAGAUGUUGAUUUACAAGAUGAUGAUCGUAAAAAAUUAAAUGAAUAUAUUGAAGAAAAUCGACUCAUAUGUGAAAAAAUAGUUAAUAUUAAAUCAUUUACGGACGUUUUUAAACAAUUAUGUGCUUCACAAGAUUCUGAAUUACAAUUUCGAGCUCUUUAUAUUAUACGUAAUAUAAUUAAAACAAAUAAAGACAUUGCAACACAUAUUGUUGCAACAGACCUAAUGGAUGUUUUAUUUGCUAUUAAAGAAAUGAAAGAUGAUCGAUUAAUGAAUGAAAAAAAUCGAAAAAUGGUUUCGGAUAUAAUUCAACAUUGUUUAGAUUAUGGACUUAUUCAACCAAACAAAGAUCAUACAAUUACUGAAGAAGAUGAAGAUGCUGCUACCGAAUAA
Rotaria sordida is the source of this 2649-nucleotide messenger RNA. The record is from the annotation of a GenBank genome assembly. Lineage: Eukaryota; Metazoa; Rotifera; Eurotatoria; Philodinida; Philodinidae.